AUGUCGGUCGACACGCACGAUCCGACUAAAGACGAGAGCGAGGACUCAAUGGAGUCGAGUCCCGAAGGAGAAGUCCCCCCUACCACAACAACACAGGAAAAUCAACAGCCAAAGCGAAAAGGGGGGCGCAAACCGAUAUAUGCAACAUCAGAAGAGCGGAAGCAAAGGAACCGCCAGGCUCAGGCAGCUUUUCGAGAACGGCGAACCGAGUACAUCAAGCAUCUGGAGGAGGCCAUACACACUCAUGAACAGAAUCUUGCGAACCUUCAAGCCGCCCAUCGUCAUGCAGCUGAUGAGUGCUUGAUGCUGCGGUACAAAAACUCGCUGUUGGAGCGCAUCCUUCUUGAGAAGGGCAUCGAUGUGCAAGCCGAGCUUCGUGCCAAGACUGGCAGUCCCAAUCUUGGGCCUACUCAUAUGCCCAACAUGGUGCACCCUCCGCCCAUCCAACGGGCUCUACUAAACAGGCACCAUGCCCGCCGAUCAAACUCGAGCAUUGCGCCAAAGCUCGAGCCCGGUAUUAUAUCCCCGCUACCACCUCCGAUACAUCACCCGUCUAUGGCAUCACCCAAGAGUAGGCCCACCCCGUCCUCACAUUCAGCCUCACCGACAGCGACGACCUCGUUCGGCUCUCAACACGGCGCCUCACCGGCUGGAUCCGACCACAUAUCAUCGAUGCGGCAACCGCUACCUCCGACGUCGACGAUGAAAGCCCCGCCUCCGCCGGCAGCAAUGGUCGGCAUGGCAACGGCGCGGCAGAUGCACAUGGCGGCACUCCAGCAACAGGCCGCCGGCCACGCGAGAGCAGGCGUUGCUAGAAGCCCGGCCCCCUUCUACCCAACGCCUUCGUUUCAAAAUCACAUUGAGCAACUCGAACAGGAGUACGAUGCGGCCGCCGACAUGAUGGACGACGGCGGCGAUCCGCCCGACACCCCGAGUGGGCCCGGUCCCUACCCUGGUCCGGCAUACUGCGGCGAACCGCAAUCGAUAUCGCUGCCCUCGCCCGUCACGACCCUCCCUCCCGGCUCCCAACAACUCUCUGGGCACUCCCCGAUUGAUGCCAUGAGCCCUGCUCAACAGCAUCCCGGUUACCCGUCAAUGACACAACUACUCGACUCCGGCUUCGAUUUCGAUCCAUUUGGUCUAAGCGCCAGCAUGGCUUUCCCGACACAGUUUUCUUUCGAUACAAGCAACAUGCGGUAG
Lasiosphaeria miniovina is the source of this 1200-nucleotide messenger RNA. RefSeq lists its product as uncharacterized. Gene Ontology annotation, biological process: regulation of DNA-templated transcription. The transcript has 4 exons. NCBI's taxonomy places the organism in Eukaryota, Fungi, Ascomycota, Sordariomycetes, Sordariales, Lasiosphaeriaceae. The coding region runs from base 1 to 1200 and encodes 399 amino acids. Gene Ontology annotation, molecular function: transcription cis-regulatory region binding; DNA-binding transcription activator activity, RNA polymerase II-specific. Gene Ontology annotation, cellular component: RNA polymerase II transcription regulator complex. The record is from RefSeq and is a predicted model, not a curated record.